This is a messenger RNA of Theobroma umbraticum, 348 nucleotides long. The record is from RefSeq and is a predicted model, not a curated record. Lineage: Eukaryota; Viridiplantae; Streptophyta; Magnoliopsida; Malvales; Malvaceae.
AUGGCAGUUUUCAAAAAAGCUCUCACAGACACCGACGUUAAGAGAAGAUUCUCAUUUCCAGAUGGCUGUCUACCUGCUUUACCACCGUUCCGAGGGUGCCAUGCAAUAGAGUUGCAGGUUAAGGAUGAGACUGGAAUCCUGUGGAACUUUGCUUGCACAAUACGAUCUGGGAUGACCCCAAAACUUGUUAUUGUUUCCGGUUGGAUCCAAUUUGCUCGAAGUAAAGAACUCCAGAUAGGUGAUGUUGUCCUCUUUUACAGGGAGGACGAUAGAGUUACUGGGGCACACUACAAAAUUGAAGUGAAGAAGGGAGGACGAUACAGUUACUGGGGCACACUACAAGAUUGA